This is a messenger RNA of Salarias fasciatus (jewelled blenny), 2925 nucleotides long. It is a transcript of the gene setd3, whose product is annotated as SET domain containing 3, actin histidine methyltransferase. Gene Ontology annotation, molecular function: protein-L-histidine N-tele-methyltransferase activity; protein-lysine N-methyltransferase activity; protein binding. Bases 54 to 1871 code for a protein of 605 amino acids. The transcript is spliced from 13 exons. The record is from RefSeq and is a predicted model, not a curated record. Lineage: Eukaryota; Metazoa; Chordata; Actinopteri; Blenniiformes; Blenniidae. Gene Ontology annotation, biological process: peptidyl-lysine trimethylation; actin modification; peptidyl-lysine monomethylation.
UGGAGCGCAGAGACAGAGGAACUGCUGCUGUCAGAAGCUUUCCAUCCAGCACCAUGGGAAAGAAGAGUCGGGUGAAGACUCAGAAGUCCGGUUCAGGAGCCACCGCCGUGGUUUCCCCGAAAGAGAUGAUGUAUCUCAUCUCUGAACUGCUGCAGAAAUGCAGCAGUGCGGCGCCCUCUGCUGGUAAGGAGUGGGAGGAGUACAUCCAGAUCAGAGGUUUGGUGGAGAAGAUCCGCAAGAAACAGAAGGGCAUGUCGGUCAUGUUCGAGGGCCACAGAGAGGACUACUUCUCCGACCUGAUGUCCUGGGCGCAGGAAAACGGCGCCGCCUGUGACGGCUUCACCGUGGACAACUUCGGAACGGAGGGCUACGGCCUGCGGGCCACCAGAGACAUCAAGGCGGAGGAGCUGUUCCUGUGGAUUCCCAGGAAGAUGCUGAUGACGGUGGAAGCAGCUCAGAACUCUGUUCUAGGUCCGCUGUACAGCCAGGACCGGAUCCUGCAGGCCAUGGGCAACGUGACCCUGGCGCUGCACCUGCUGUGCGAGCGGGCCGACCCGGCGUCCUUCUGGCAGCCGUACGUGCGCAGCCUCCCCCAGGAGUACGACACGCCGCUGUACUACCAGCAGGAGGACGUGCAGCUGCUGCUGGGCACGCAGGCAGUGCAGGACGUCCUGAGCCAGUACAAGAACACAGCGCGGCAGUACGCCUACUUCUACAAACUGAUCCAGACCCAUCCGGCCGCCAGCAAACUGCCCUUGAAGGACAGCUUCACGUUUGAUGACUACAGGUGGGCGGUGUCCUCCGUCAUGACCCGUCAGAACCAGAUCCCCACCGAGGACGGCAGCAGGGUCACCCUGGCCCUCAUCCCCCUCUGGGACAUGUGCAACCAUACAAACGGACUGAUCACCACCGGCUACAACCUGGAGGACGACCGCUGUGAGUGUGUGGCGCUGCAGGAUUACAAGGAGAACGAACAGAUUUACAUCUUCUACGGCACGAGGUCCAACUCGGAAUUCGUCAUCCACAACGGCUUCUUCUUUCAAGACAACGCCCACGACCGAGUGAAGAUCAAGCUCGGCGUCAGCAAGAGCGAGCGUCUGUACGCCAUGAAGGCCGAAGUGCUGGCACGGGCCGGCAUCCCGGCGUCCUGUGUUUUCGCUCUGCACUGUAACGAACCCCCGAUUUCAGCCCAGCUCCACGCCUUCCUGAGAGUCUUCUGCAUGACAGAGGAGGAACUGAAAGAGUACUUGCUCGGUGAGCGUGCCAUCAAUAAAGUCUUCAUCCUGGGCAACAGCGACUUCCCCGUCAGCUGGGAGAACGAGAUCAAGCUGUGGACCUUCCUGGAGACUCGAGCCGCUCUGCUGCUGAAGACCUACAAGACCACCUCGGAGGAGGACAUCUCCAUGCUGGAGAAACCCGACCUGUCUCUCCACGCCCGCCUGGCCAUCCAGCUGCGCCUGGCCGAGAAGCAGAUCCUGGAGAAGGCGUCCGCCAACGGCCGCGCCAAGCGCCUGCACUUCCAGGAGAAGCUGGAGGAGGGCGCCGCGCUGCCGCGCUACGAGGAGAGCGACAUCGCCCUGCUGGAGAACGCCGACGCCGACGCCAAGCUUCCCAUCAUCCUGCGCAAGCUGGAGGAGGUGGAGGAGGAGCCGGAGAGGCCGCUGCAGGAGCACAGCCGCCUCCUGAACGGAGACAAGGCGGUGUACGGGACGGUCAUGGAGGAGGCCAACGGGGAGGCGGAGCAGGAGAACACUCAGAAGGUCGAUUCCGCUCCGGCGUUUAUCGAAAGCCCAAACCAGAAGGGCCAAAAGGAGGAGACUAACCUAAGUGCCAGUCGGACUGAAGAGAAUCCCAAAGAGAACGGUGAAUAAACAGAUUCCGCUUACUGCCGCAGCCCACGCUAUUUAUUUAUUUUUGUGUCUCUGAAAUGACUCAGAAAUAGAGAAGCUGGAAAAGAAAAAAAAAAACCCAAGACAAAUCAAAAGUCAUUGAACUUAUCGAAACUAUGUUCAUCCAGAGUGGCUUUUCUUUGUCCCACGGGGCUCCUGCGGCUUUCAGAGGUUUCUAUUCAAAUGUUUUUGCUACAUGUUGACGAAUUGUGGGUUUACGCGAUAUGAAUAUGAGAGGUUGACGAGAACGAAAAAGUUUGAGAGAGGAAACGAAAGGAAAAAGUGAAUUAGGAGAAACGUUGCUUCCACAAAGCCAAAAUCCCUCUGAUUGAGUCAGUCAGGCCGGCGGUUUUUAUUACUGCAGCUUCUCUCCGUGUGUGUCCCAGCAUGUUAUAAGUUGACAAUCUUUAUUUGCUGGUGCAUUGUGGGGGCAAUGAACAGAGGGGUGAACUGUGUGUAGAAGUGUCUUCAUGAAUGUACCGUGGUUAAAAGGGACUGAUAACCGUCGAUGAAGCCAUAUACAGCACCGAGGUCUCGGUCAAACGGAAACUUUUCACAGAUUUUUCCUUUUUUUUUUCUUUUCCUCCUCCAGACUGCCUUAAAACGAGGCGUCCGAACAUGAUUUCAUUGAAAAGCGAAGCGCGUUCUCACUCGGUUCGCUGUUAACGGUCAGGUUGACCCCGGUCGGUGACGACUCCCCUUCCUUGCUUUGAUGCUGACUGCCGGAAGGUCCGAGGUCCGGUUCGAUUGUCGGACUGACGAGAUUCUCUAGGUUGUGGACAUCAAAGCUCGGCAACAAGUGAACAUACGAAGGCCUUCAUUCACACACCUGCUGCUUGUUUUUGUUGAACAUCAAAUAAAAUCGCAUCAAACACAGUCGAACCUGUUGAUAGAGGAUUCUUGUUCCUGCAAAAGUGAGCAGGUUUUCCAGUAGUAAUGGAUUGAAAAAAAAAAAAAAAAAAAAGACAAAUCACGCAUUGCUGUACUUUCUGUGUUAGGGUUAUGGUAAUAAUCGAGUUUCAGCUCCUGUAUAGAC